AUGACCGAAGAAGCGGCGUCGAACGUCGGCGAAGUUCGAAGAUCUGGAAGACAUGAUUCCGUCGCCAGAUUUCUCGUAAAUCGGACUGUAAAGCAAUCAGACAAUGCUUAUCAUCCGACAUAUAAGAAAAACUACAUCGCUGAUCUACCAGAUUUGAUCACCGAAAAGCCAUCAGAGUCCGAUGACGACGAUGAGGCUCCAGAAUCCUUGACGAUGCCAAAGCCAGAAUCUCGAGUCUCGGAUAGGCAGUUUCAGCGGUUGAAACAAGAGACCUCUCAUCUUCCAGUGGAUACGGCCCUCAAAGUGCUCGCCUACUACCAUUUCAACGUGGAUAUCGCCAUAGCGGCCGCGAAACAAAUGACCAUGCCCCGGACGAUGGGAAAUGGUGUAAAAUCCAUGUUCCGGGCUGGAAUAGCGUUUGAGCGAGAACAAAAUCCAUCGAAACGAAUGGCAAUCAAAGAGUUCUAUAUGGGAAGUCAGUUCGGAGCGCAGUGCAAUAACAAGGCUUUGGUCGAUUUCUACUACAGUGAGAAGAACAAAAUCGGUGGGAAUUGGCGUCUGGAGAAUGAUGAGGAACCAAUGACGUCAGAGCAGCGAAUUGAGCUUCAGGAGAAAAUGAUUAGUGGCGGUGUACGAGUGCAACGCCGAGACCCAAAUGCUCCACGAAAAGGACGAAAGAAGCGAGCCAUCGCCGCGAUCCGCUCUCAUCAGCUCCGUAGGGACCAUCGUGCCGAAGCCAUGACCAAUACCGAUGACGUGGAUUCGUCGGAUACCGUAUCCGUGGCGAGCACCGAACGCGCCAUGUCAGAAAAGUCCGAAGCUCCGCACCCGCUGGUUUUGAAGCUGAACGCAAGUCAGAUUUUUGGAAUUAUGGCCGAAUCCUCGAAGGCUCCAGACGCUUCCACGUCAUCUGAGCAACCGUUUACUGUAGCCACGUCACCAACAGUUGUGAAAUCUGCCACGUCACCCGCCGAACCCUCAUCAGAUUCCUCUGUAUGCACGACGUCUUCAACAUCAACGCCCCAGAAAAUUCCGAAAUUCAAAUUCAAUCUCAACGUGGACGAUGUGAAUCGGGUGAUGGCUGCAGCUGCCACGUCAUCAAGCCAUCAGAAUCAUCAUAAGACGUCCACGACGUCAGUCCCUCAUAGAAUCAAGAAAAAAUACAGAAAGAAGACGAUCGAGGAGCUACGUGGCGGAGCGCAGAAGACGUACCCGGGUCGAGAACGACGACCGAGAAAAAUGCUCGAGGAUGAGGGUUAUUAA
Messenger RNA from Caenorhabditis briggsae, 1263 nucleotides. The coding region runs from base 1 to 1263 and encodes 420 amino acids. The transcript is spliced from 5 exons. Lineage: Eukaryota; Metazoa; Nematoda; Chromadorea; Rhabditida; Rhabditidae. The record is from RefSeq and is a predicted model, not a curated record.